AUGGAUGCUAGCAGCUAUUCUAACCCACCAGGCAGGCUUCCCGUCUUCUCCGAGUCUGCCCACUUGCCUCUGUCCAGGCCCUUCUAUCUGGACCCCAUGGUCACCGUGCACCUGUACCCCGAGGGCCCCGUGCCAUCUCCUUACGCCGAGGAGCUGCCGUCGCUGCCUUUUUCCAGCGACGCGCUGAUCAUGGAAGGUUACGGGGAGCCCUACCCCUUCCCUUUCCCCACGCCAUAUCCAAACUACAGACGGUGUGAAUACUCCUACGGGCCGGCCUUCAUCCGCAAGAGGAAUGAGCGUGAGCGGCAGCGGGUGAAGUGUGUCAACGAAGGCUACGCCCGGCUCCGGCAUCACCUGCCCGAGGAGUACCUGGAGAAACGGCUCAGCAAAGUGGAAACCCUCAGGGCUGCCAUCAAGUACAUCAGCUACCUGCAGUCUCUCUUGUAUGCCGAUGACCCCGGGACUAAGAUGAACCCCGGGGCCAUCACCAGCCACCCCGCUGACCCUGUUCUGAGUUUCGUUUGAGCUAGCACUUUCCAAAUCGAAACGCAACUCACACAAUGGGGUCUCCCCUAGCAUCAUCCAGUAGACUUGAUGGUUUCUGGGAGGCCAAUGUCCACUGCCACAUUAUGCUAGAGUGGUUAC
Molecule: messenger RNA, 645 nt
Organism: Nannospalax galili (Upper Galilee mountains blind mole rat)
Lineage: Eukaryota; Metazoa; Chordata; Mammalia; Rodentia; Spalacidae
Gene: Ascl3
Product: achaete-scute family bHLH transcription factor 3
Exons: 1
Coding region: 1-525 (174 amino acids)
Biological process (GO): regulation of transcription by RNA polymerase II; developmental process
Molecular function (GO): DNA-binding transcription factor activity, RNA polymerase II-specific; RNA polymerase II transcription regulatory region sequence-specific DNA binding; protein dimerization activity
Source: RefSeq, a predicted model, not a curated record